Molecule: messenger RNA, 1836 nt
Organism: Nymphaea colorata (pocket water lily)
Lineage: Eukaryota; Viridiplantae; Streptophyta; Magnoliopsida; Nymphaeales; Nymphaeaceae
Biological process (GO): intraciliary transport
Cellular component (GO): axonemal microtubule; intraciliary transport particle B
Molecular function (GO): intraciliary transport particle B binding; protein binding
Source: RefSeq, a predicted model, not a curated record
AUGCAGCAAAACAAGAUCGCUGAUGGUCAAAGGACCAAGAUCAUCUACACCCUUAUCAAAGAAGCCAAAUACCAAGAAUACCAAUCACCCCAUCCGUAGGCCAUCGACCACCUCAGCUAUGAGCUGCAGUUUUGCCCCAGGAGCAGAUCCAUGUCGCUUCUCGCCUACUGCUACUACAUGAGCCAAGAUUUCCUCAACUCCGCCAGAGUGUACGAGCAGCUUUCCAAAUUCUACCCGGAAGUGACCGAGUACAAGCUGUACCUCGCCCAGAGCCACUACAAGAAUGGAGAUUUUGACCAGUCAGUCAUCAGAUAUGAGCAGGACGAAAUCCAGCAUGCCAAAUCGCUGCUCCGUCAAGGUACAUCAUGUGAUAAAGCCAACCAGGAGGACUCUGACAUCGUUGUCAACGAAGGAUGCAUUUUAUACAAAGAGGGCAAGUACGAAGAGGCAAGGCUUAAGUUUGUGGACGCCAUGAAUGCAAUUGGGUAUGAUUGCGAAAUCGCAUAUAACAUUUCCCUGUGCCACUACAAGCAGAAACAACUUGCGCCCUCUCUGAAGUACAUUGCUGAGAUCAUUGAAAAGGGAGUAAGAGAGCAUCCUGAGCUUGGAGUAGGAUCAUAUGCACCCGAUAUUGAAGUCAAGAGUGUGGGAAACAGUCAGACCCUCAAGGAAACUGCCCUCGUUGAAGCAUUCAACUUGAAAGCUGCCAUCGAAUAUACCAUCAGGAACUAUGCUGCUGCAAGAGAAGCGCUUCUGGACAUGCCGCCUCGAUCCGAAUAGGAACUGGAUUCCGUUACACUAUUGAACCAGGCAUUGAUGAACAUCGAUGAGGAUCCAAAUGGCUCAUUCAAAACUGCUGACGUCUUGGCUGAGAAUUCCGAGUUCACCUAUAAGAUGCCAAACAAGGAAGAUUUCGAGUUCAUCGACGCCAUCAUUCUGCAGAAGGCUUCACCUGAAGAGUCACUCAGGAAGCUUGAUCUGAUUGCCAAUCGCUAUAUCGAUUCAUUGAGGCAGUUCACCAAGAGCAUUCAGGAUGCAAGACUGGCCAAGGAUAAUGAAGGGAUCAAAAAAUCCCUCAAGGAGUUUGAUUAAUGCUUGGAGAAAUACAUCCCUGUGCUAAUGUCCCAGGCCAAGAUCUAUUGGGACAAGGAAAACUACUCCGUUGUGGAAAAAUUGUUCAGACAAAGUGCUGAAUUCUGCGCUGAUCAUGAAACAUGGAAACUGAACGUGGCUCAUGUCUUCUUCGUCCUUGAAAGGUACAACGAAGCUAUUCGCUACUAUGAGCCAAUUAUCAACAAAAACGCAGACAACAUGCUCAGCCUGACUGCUAUCGUCGUUGCUAACCUCUGUGUGAGCUAUAUCAUGGUCAACAAGAAUGAAGAGGCAGAGGAAAUAAUGAAGAGACUGGAAGCUGAAGAAGAAAAGGCUGCAGAAAUGGCUGAAACCGAAAAGCAGGCAAACCAUUACCACUUGUGCAUUGUCAACUUGGUCAUCGGUACUCUCUAUUGCUCCAAAAACAACUAUGACUUCGGAGUUGGAAGAAUAAUCAAGUCCUUGGAGCCAAUCCAAAAAAAAGUAAAUUAUGUUAUUUAGCUCAACACUGACACUUGGUUUUACGCUAAGAGAUGUCUCUUGUCCUUGCUUUAAGUGCUCUCAAAGCACAUGAUUAUUGUGAAGGAUACGACCAUAAGUGAAGCCAUUGACUUCUUGGACCUUGCUGACGAGCAUGGAAAGACUACACCAACUGUCUUCAAUCCCCUCGAAUAACUCGACGAGAAGCAUACCGUGUCAUACGAGGCAAGAGAACUCAAGAGAAUGUACAUCAAAAUGCGUUGA